UGUUUACAAUACAACACUUCAGUUGCCAGUGUAGUUGUCUGUGGAUACAGCUGUGCGAUAUUCAAUUGUUUUAACUCUGUUUAAUUGUUUUAACCACCCAAAGUAAUGGGAAUGAUGAGAAUCUAUCAAUCUAAAUUAUCCUUAAAUUAUAGCAACUUAAAAUCAAAUUGUGUCAUAGCAAAAGCUUAUUCUUAACUAAAAAUUUGAAGUUUUUGAAGGACUAAAAGUGCUCUUCAAUAAUAUACAUCCCUAUAAAUUCUAGUCAGUUAAAUCCUACUACGAUGAGUUCUGCGGAUCGUUCAAUUUCAUCAGGAUUUACCAUUCCUCAGUGGAUGAAACCAAAAAUUAAUGAAAGAUACGAUUUGGAUCAGUCUACCUUUUCUCCACCAGCAGGAGAUGACAGUUUUUUUUUAGUUCGUUAUAUGAAACAAGAUGCAAUUAAUGAAAAUACAAAUGAGUCUUUAAUGAACAAAAGCAAAUCAGUUGGAGAAAAUUUAUCUGAAAUUAAUGUUAAACCUAUAAAUAAAAUUCCUCCUACAUUGAUUGUAACGGAGCCACCUGAAUAUAAAGGACAUCCUCUUGCUUGUCAACGUUUUAUUACAAAUGCAUGUGGUGACGCAGUAGCAGCGGCAAGUUUAGGAGAUAAAGUGGCUGAUCCUCCGAAAUCAUUGGGAGUUGACGAUGGUUUUAAAACGGGUGCAUCUGAAUGCGGCAAAUCCAUUGUUGCUAUGGCCCAUCAAAUGGUAUCUGGUCGUAGAUUGUAUAAAGGUCGUGCUUCUGCUGGUCCUCAAGACAUUUUAGUGUCAGGACCACCUCCGUCUACAUUAUCAAAACGAAGAAAUAGCAAAUCACUUCCAGCAAGUCCGAUGUGCACUCCUCCAGGAUCACCUCGCUCUGUUCGAAAAAAUCCAUUUUUUACUGCACCAUUUCAAGAAGAAUCUGGUGAAAAAUAUGGAUCCUCGUGGUUACUCUCAAAUUUAUUUUCACAUAGGGUUGAUUCUCAAGAAGAAUUAACUGAAAAGGAACAAAAAAAGCUACCAAAACCGUCAUCUUCUAACAAUUUGUAUGUAAAACCCAAACCAUCAGAACUCAGAGAAAUGAAUUUUUGGUCUCCAACAUCAAUGUAAAAGUUAUAAGUUGAUUCGUAUAUAAUGUUUUGAGAAAAAAAAUUUGUCAUUGUCUUUUUAAUAUUUUCCCAUCCUAAAUUUCAUUUUAUUUUAUUGUUUUAUUUAAGGUACUUUUAUUACUUAAAUGCAUUGGAAUAUUUUUAAUAUCCAUCACACACAUAUUACUUAUUACAAUAAAAUUUGUGAUAUAUGUAAAUGUUUUUUUGAAAAUUAAAAUAUUUUAGUAAAUUAUGAUAUAACA
Daktulosphaira vitifoliae (grape phylloxera) is the source of this 1368-nucleotide messenger RNA. RefSeq lists its product as uncharacterized. The transcript has 4 exons. The coding region runs from base 282 to 1127 and encodes 281 amino acids. The record is from RefSeq and is a predicted model, not a curated record. Lineage: Eukaryota; Metazoa; Arthropoda; Insecta; Hemiptera; Phylloxeridae.